Messenger RNA from Branchiostoma belcheri (Belcher's lancelet), 447 nucleotides. RefSeq names its product 11-beta-hydroxysteroid dehydrogenase-like 4A. The record is from RefSeq and is a predicted model, not a curated record. The annotation marks the transcript as partial. Lineage: Eukaryota; Metazoa; Chordata; Leptocardii; Amphioxiformes; Branchiostomatidae. The transcript has 5 exons.
AUGGGCAGGUCGUUUGUGAAGAUGCAAAACAGUGUAAGUUCUGGCAUCGGGAAGGGGACAGCUGUGGAAUUUGCUCAGCUAGGAGCGCACCUGGCUCUGACUGGGAGAAACCAGGAAAACCUGCAGACCACAGCAAAGGCCUGUGUGGAGGCAGGGACUCCGCAGGACAAGAUUCUGCUGGUGACAGGAGACAUCUGUGAUGAACAAGUGCAGAAAAACCUGGUGGAACAAACUAUCCAGAAGUUUGGCAGGAUAGAUGUGCUGGUCAACAAUGCAGGAAUAAGCCAGCGCGCGGCUACCAUAGAGACAACAGACAUGGCGGAGUAUGACAGAGUGAUGAACGUUAACGUGCGCAGUGUGGUAGCCUUGACUCAGUUGUGUGUGCCACAUCUCACAGAAACUAAAGGGGCCAUUGUGAAUGUGUCCAGCGUUAAUGGGAUACGAUCG